Messenger RNA from Megalops cyprinoides (Indo-Pacific tarpon), 2815 nucleotides. Its product is annotated as protein ILRUN. NCBI's taxonomy places the organism in Eukaryota, Metazoa, Chordata, Actinopteri, Elopiformes, Megalopidae. Gene Ontology annotation, cellular component: phagophore assembly site. The record is from RefSeq and is a predicted model, not a curated record. Gene Ontology annotation, biological process: macroautophagy. Gene Ontology annotation, molecular function: ubiquitin binding. The transcript is spliced from 5 exons. The coding region runs from base 113 to 964 and encodes 283 amino acids.
CCCGUCCCUGGCCAUGCGCAUUGGACUUGUUGUCGGGUUCGUUGUUAUGACUGGCCGAGGCCUCGGACUAAAUUAGGAGAGAAAGGCCCGUCACCGUCCCGGGACACCCGCCAUGGAGGGCAUGGACGUGGACCUGGACGCGGAGCUCAUGCAGAAGUUCAGCUGCAUGGGCACCACCGACAAAGACGUUCUCAUAUCGGAGUUCCAGAGACUGCUCGGGUUCCAGCUGAACCCUGCCGGCUGCGCCUUCUUCCUAGACAUGACCAACUGGAACCUGCAGGCAGCCAUCGGGGCCUACUACGACUUUGAGAGCCCCAACAUCAACGCGCCGUCCAUGUCUUUUGUGGAGGAUGUGACCAUCGGAGAGGGAGAGUCUGUCCCCCCAGACACGCCGUUCACAAAGACCUGGAGGAUACAGAACACAGGGACGGAGUCCUGGCCUCCAGGGGUUUGCCUAAAGUACGUGGGCGGAGACCAGUUUGGACACGUGAACAUGGUGAUGGUGCGGUCGCUGGACCCCCAGGAAGUGUCGGACGUCAGCGUGCAGAUGCGUAGCCCUGUCGCCCCCGGCAUGUACCAGGGCCAGUGGAGGAUGUGCACGGCCACCGGGCUCUUCUACGGGGAUGUGAUCUGGGUGAUCCUGAGCGUGGAGGUGGGCGGCCUGCUCGGCGUGACACAGCAGCUGUCCUCCUUCGAGACGGAGUUCAACACGCAGCCGCACCGCAGCGUGGAAGGCAACUUCAACCCCUUCGCCUCGCCGCAGAAGAACAAGCAUGCCCCGGACGACGGCAGCCUCAAGGACCCAGGGGGCCCCUGGGAGGGCGGCCCCGAGCAGAUCAAGCAGGAUCAGAAUGGACUGUCACACAGCUCUGUAAAUAUAGCACCAAACGGGCUCCAAAACAACCUAUCAGUAGUGACUUACAGCCAGGGUAUUCACGGACCCUACCCUUUCGGGCAGUCGUAGGACACGGGAAUCACCACGGCCCCCAAGCACCCUGUUCAGGGGCGUGAAGGGUUGGGUUUGGGGAGGGUGUUGGGGGGGUGUUGGUUACUGAAAUUUGAUACUGACUCUUGGCAGACGCCUCUCUCCUCCCCAUCGCCCCAGCAACAACACAAACAUCAACAGAAGACGAGGCUGUUUAUUCUGGAUAUAUAAGUCAACCAACAUCACCCAGCGUAUGCAUGUGUGAAUGCUAACUUAAAAAAAAGAGUGCUAUAAAACUUUUAAAAGAAAUGUAAUACACAACCAUGUUUUUCUUUUUCUUUUGGUCUUUUUUUAGAAUUAAUAAUUAAGUAGAGACUGGUGCAUUGCGAGAGAGGGAGUGUGUUUGCGAGCGUGUAUGUGUGUGAAUGCUACAUGCAAGAGAAGGGGAAAAAAGCCAUUGAAAAGUUCAUUUUGCCUACUGAGCGACUAGUUUUUGAACUUAUGUUAAACUGUUUUUGAAUAUAAUUUUUCUGUUUUCUUUUUCCAUUUUGAUUAUGAUGUCAUGGAGUCUACUUUUUGGGAGGAUUUAUAUCUGAAUAUAGAGAUGAGCUAGUGUUUUGAUCUAUACUCUCAUCCCCCCUUAAUGCUAAAGGCUUACGUAGAUGUUCCCUGUCUGUGAUAAUACUGCCAGUAGAUGGAAACAUGCCCAAAAAUAGCUGAGGCAGGUGAUACUUUUUUUUCCUCCAGCAGAGGGAGCUAUUGGCAACAAGAACAAAAAUAGAGCCAAGAUGGGUUUGCCUGUCAAUGUUUGACACAAGAAGAGUUCCCACAAAAAAGACUGCUUCAGGUGGGGUGACUGCACUUUUUUCAGGCAGUUUAACAGUGCCUCAUGCAGUCAGUGGCACUUGAAGCCAGAUCUGUGCAGCUUCUCAAGUUGAAAGGGAGGAGAUGGUAGGAUUUUUUUCCCCACUAUGGAUUGUUGUGUUGCUGCAGAGCAGUGGGUCAGUGCUAAUAAGAGAAGCCCGUCAUGUUCCUCGCGUUGGGCUGAAUGUGCUUUCGGAUUGUCAUUUUGUGGUUGAGUUGAGCCCGCUUGCUGCGUGUUGUAGGUCUUCACCUGCACACAAUGGUCAAUGUUUGUUUAAGCAACCCAAAGAGCAGUUGAAGCCACCUCUAACAGGCAAAGUUCGAAUGAUGGGAAAUCAUUGUUGUAAUGCAGUAGAUUGUUCGAGAAAGUGGUCAGGCUCAGAAAAUUGUGUGUAUCGUGUUAGUGACAGGUGACAUACCUAUAAAAUGAAAGUAUAUUGGGUAUACGUGUUUGUUUUCACACACGAAAGGUAACAUGAAACUGCUUUUUUCAAUGGUCUGUUUUUUUUUCCUCUGCAUGGAUAUUAUACUAGGUGUCAGCAGUCAGUUAAGCUGUAUUUAUUUUCACGCAUACAUUCAGUUAAUUGCACAAUUCCACAGGUGAGAAUACUUGGGACAGACUGCAUCUGUCCGGGAUGUUUGCUUUGGCUUUUUCGCUGUUGCCGUAAUCGAUUGUACUCAUCAGUUGGGUGUGCUUUCACAAGGUCUGGCUCAAACCGCAACUCUCCUCAUCCCAAAAAGUAUACACUGUCCUGCCUUCCUCUCUCUCGUUUUUUUUCCUCAUUUCUUUUCCAUCGACAGUCGGAUUUUUUUUUUUUCUGUGCGUGUGUGUUUGAAUUCCUUGCCUGAUAUUCUGAUUCCUGAUUCUGUUAUUGGGGUGAGUGUAGUUUUGUUAGGGGUGGCGAAUGGAUGAUUUGGAAGUCUUUGUAGAGUCCUAUAAUAGCACAUUUAAAGAAAUAAGAAAAAUGUCAACAAAGAAAUCAAAGCCUUUUUCCUCUAUGUAUAAAUGAACAUUUGUAUGAUUAA